This is a messenger RNA of Polychytrium aggregatum, 2819 nucleotides long. Its product is annotated as Rho GTPase activation protein. Gene Ontology annotation, cellular component: cell cortex. The transcript has 10 exons. The coding region runs from base 149 to 2470 and encodes 773 amino acids. Gene Ontology annotation, molecular function: protein binding; GTPase activator activity. The record is from RefSeq and is a predicted model, not a curated record. NCBI's taxonomy places the organism in Eukaryota, Fungi, Chytridiomycota, Chytridiomycetes, Polychytriales. Gene Ontology annotation, biological process: regulation of actin cytoskeleton organization; regulation of GTPase activity.
GCCCGUGGUCUUGAUCUGUCUUUCCGCCUUGGCCUGCCUGCCAACUUCCUCCUGUCCAAUCCAGCAUCGAUCCAACCCGUCUUCGCUCAGCUCGGCUCGGCCAUCGACAUCCCUCUCCUGGACCAUCUCUGAUUCGCCCGUCCUGGAAAUGAACACCCCGAGGCGGCCCUCCGUCCCCAACGUCAACUCGCCCCUCUUUCGGCGCCCCAGCGCCAAGUUCGCCUCGGCCGAGGCCGCCAAGUUGGCGGGCGGCUCCAAGGCGAUGGGCGACAAGAGGAUAUCCAUGGCUGCCCUUCUAUCGCUCGCCUCCGAGAACGAUGCCGAGGUCGAUGAUGCCCUGACCAAAGCCCAGCGCAAGCUCCGUGAGCUGAAAGGUCGCAUCUCGUCUCAGUCCAAGCGAAACUUUUUGCUCGAGCGAGAUGUUCGCUAUCUCGAUAGCCGCAUUGCCCUCCUGAUUCAAAACCGGAUGGCCUUGGAUGAGCAACAAGAAGUUGCCAGCGCCUUGGAAGAAGCUGAGGCUGUCGAAGGAAGUCUUCCCGAUGACCGCCGCCGCCAGCUCUACGGCAACCUCUUCUUCCUUCUGCAGUCCGAGCCUCGGCACAUUGCUGUCCUGGCUCGAUUGGUCAGUCUCUCGGAGAUUGACACUCUUCUCCAGACCGUCAUGUUCACUAUCUACGGAAACCAGUAUGAAUCGCGUGAAGAGUUUCUGCUGCUCAGCAUGUUUCAGAAUGUCCUUGCUCACCAAUUCGAGACCGCUGCCGACUUUGGUAACCUCAUGCGUGCCAACACUCCUGUCUCGCGCAUGAUGACCACAUACACACGGCGCGGCCCUGGUCAAACUUAUCUGAAAACUGUUCUCUCGGAGCGUAUCAACCACGUCAUCGAGUCGGUCGGGCUUGACCUCGAAAUCAACCCUCUCAAGGUUUACGAGCAAAUGAUCAUCGAUAUCGAGACCACCACCGGCGAGCCUUGCAACCUCCCCCGAGGUCUCACCAUGGAAGCCGCUGCGGCAAACCCCGAUGUCAAGGCCAUUCUUGCUCCAAGACACAAGACCCUCACGGAUGUCGCCAACUCGUUCCUGGCGACCAUCAUCGACUCGAUCGAGCAGGUGCCCUAUGGUAUCCGCUGGAUUUGCAAGCAGAUCAAGUCGCUGACCAAGAGAAAAUUCCCUGAUGCUACCGAUGAAAACCUUUGCACGCUCAUCGGCGGCUUUUUCAUGCUGCGUUUCGUCAACCCCUCGAUCGUCACUCCUCAAGCAUACAUGCUCGUCGAGAGCACCCCCCAGAAGCACCCCCGCCGCACCCUGACUCUUGUUGCCAAGAUGCUCCAGAACGUAGCGAACAAGGCCACGUAUUCCAAGGAGCCCUACAUGCUCGAGCUGAAUCCUUUUGUGGAAGAGAACCGCGCCAGCAUCAACAAGUUCCUCCUGGAUCUGUGUGACGUGCCCGACUUUUUCGAGGCCUUGGAGAUGGAGCAGUACAUUGCCCUUUCGAAAAAGGAAAUCCAGCUCCACAUCAACUUGAAUGAAAUCUACAACACUCAUGCGCUCCUGCUGCAACAUCUUGAUGCCUUGGCCCCAAACCCUAAGCACCACCUCCGGGUCUGUUUGGAAGAUCUGGGCCCUGCUCCUGCUCAGGUCUCACGCAGCGAGAACAAAUCAAUUAUUCUGCCUCUCUUCAGCCGCUGGGAGACGCCCAUCAAUGAUACGCUCUCGACCCUGGGCGACGGCGAGCUUACCCAGACGGAUCUCAUCUAUAUGGACACCAAGGCGCACUUUGUGCACAUCCUCCGUACCCUGCCCAACCUCAUCCACAUGCCUGGAUUUACUCUUCUCAAGGCCGCCGACAACGCUGCCUCGUCCAGAGACCAGACGCUGAUGAAGAAGGGCCUGAAGGCACGCGAGCUGCUGCGUCAGCUCGAGGAACUUGGCGUGAUCGACCCCAAGGAUGGCCACAAGCUCAUUAUUGAGGAGAUCAAGCAGGAGCUCGAGCACCUCGGUAACCUGCGCGAAACCAUCAACAAGGAAAUCGGCAGUCUGGAGAUUGUCUUCAAGACCAUCUUGGACCACAACAACUACCUGCGAAACCAGCUCGAGAGCUACAAGACCUAUCUCCAGAACGUGCGCAUGCAGAGUGGCAUCCAGAAAACGGCCAAGCCCUCGGUCCAAGGCCCGAUCACAAUCUCACACACCCAGCUCGAGAAGGACGGCGUCAUUGUCGAGAGCAACAUUCCCGAAAACAGACGCUCGCAAAUCUUCUUCAACAUCAUCUCGCCAGUGUCCGGGACGUUCGUCAUCACCCUCAACUUUAAGGGACGUACCACACCGAUUCUCGAGAUGGAUUUGAAGCUCGAUGAUCUGCUGGAGAAGCAGAAAAUGGGCGUCGAGCUCCUCGAUCUCGAGUACGUCCAGCUCAGCGUGAACAAGAUCCUUGUGCUGAUUCGAAAGAACUUCCUGAAAGGAAGCAAAUAGACCCGCUUGGCGUGAUGUCUCUUCUUUUGGACCAAGCUGAUCUGCUUGGUGUCGCUGCCCGCCCUUGUCUCUGACACACACCGCCCGCGCUCCUCCUACUCCGCCGACGACGACGCCCCACCCACUUUUCUCGUCCUUCUCUUUGCUCAAUCGUUCCUCACUCAUAGCUGUAUUCCAUUGCUUCCAAUUCUUGAAACUAGCUCCUCCGCCUCCUUUUCCUCCUCCUCCCCUUGCCGGCGCUGUCUUGACUGCAGCGCGCUCACAUCCAAACAGGACAACCUGUUUUUGAGAUCGAUGGCCGCAUUCGUUCUGGAUCCUGAAUACAGGCGUUCCAAUACAACAAAAAACG